This is a messenger RNA of Rubroshorea leprosula, 3023 nucleotides long. NCBI's taxonomy places the organism in Eukaryota, Viridiplantae, Streptophyta, Magnoliopsida, Malvales, Dipterocarpaceae. The record is from the annotation of a GenBank genome assembly.
CCGCACCAAAAGCCUACAACUUCAUGUAGCCAGCCCCAUUCUCGCACUUAUCCACUUCAAAACUUUUUCACAUACAAAAGAAAAAUGUCAACCCAACCCUCGGCAGUUCCUACCUCUCCUCAAAAUUCAACUUGCAAAGAUAGCCGUCCUACAUCUGGUUAUCAUCCUUGCAUUUGGAGGGAUCAUUUUCUCAAGCAUUCCUUCAACUUCAUGAAAAUUGAUGCCAGAACUCAACAAGAAUAUGAAGAACUGAAGCAACAAGUAAGGAGAAUGUUGCUAGAUGAUGCCACCUUUGAUCCUUCAAAGAAACUUUGUUUGAUUGAUGCAGUACAACGCUUAGGCAUUUCUUACCAUUUUGAGACUGAAAUUGAAAAUGCCUUGGAGAAGAUAUAUCUUGGUGGUGCUGAUAGUAUUGAAUCUAAUUUGUGUAUUGUUGCUCUUUGGUUUCGGUUACUUAGACAACAAGGGAUCAAAGUUUCAUCUGAGACGUUCAAGAAAUUCAUGGAUGAGGAAGGAAAUUUCAAGGAAGAUUUAGUGAAUGAUGUGCUUGGAAUGUUGAAUCUAUAUGAGGCUGCACAUCUUUGUGUGCAUGGAGAAGAUAUCUUGGAUGAAGCCAUUGCAUUCACUACCUCACACCUUGAAUUGAUGGCAACAAAAGUAAGUCCUUUGCUUGCAGAACAAAUAGCUCAUGCCUUGAAGCGCCCCAUCCAAAAAGACUUACCAAGAGUAGAAGCAAGGCAUCACAUAUCUUUGUACUCAAGAGAUGAUCAUUUCGUCUCCUCUAACGCAACACUGCUUAAAUUUGCAAAGAUCGAUUUCAAUGUGCUACAAGCGUGCCACCUAAAGGAGCUGAGUGGCAUUAUGGAGUGGUGGAAACAAUUGGAUUUUUAUACAACAAAGAUGCUUUAUGCAAGGGAUAGAGUGUUGGAGUGCUACUUUUGGAUAUUGGGAGUUUACUUUGAGCCUAGAUACUCCCUAGGAAGGAUCUUUUUGACUAAAGUAAUAAGCUUGUCAUCUAUUUUGGAUGAUACUUAUGACAACUAUGGGACAAUUGAAGAACUUGAUCUCUUGACCAAGUGUGUUGAAAGGUGGGACAUUGGUGUCAUAAAUCAACUUCCAAAAUAUAUGAAAUUGAUUUAUCAGGUACUUUUAAACACUUAUAGUGAAAUGGAAGUGGAGGUUGCAAAAGAUGGAAGAUCAUAUACUAUGGAUUAUGCAAAAGAGUCCAUGAAACGAGUAAUGAAAGCUUACUUUGAUGAAGCCAAGUGGCGCCAAGAAGGCUUCAUUCCACCCCUAGAAGAGUAUAUGCAGACAGCCCUCAUAACUUCUGGAUAUCCAAUGCUCAUAACAAAUUCCUUUGUUGGCAUGGGAGAAGUUGCAUCCAAAGAAGCCUUUGAUUGGAUCUCUAAUGACUCUAAAAUGGUUAAAGCUUGUGCAAUUAUCUGUAGACUCAUGGAUGAUAUUGUCUCGCAUGAGUUCGAGCAAUCACGAGUUCAUGUUGCAUCCGCUAUUGAAUGCUAUAUGAAGCAAUAUGGUGUUUCAAAGGAAGAGACAGUGAAAGUGUUUCGAGAAGAAAUUGACAAUGCAUGGAAAGAUGUCAAUGAAGAGUUCAUGAAACCAACAGCUCUUCCUAUGCCUAUCCUGACUCGAGUUCUUAACUUUGCUCGGGUCAUGGAUGAGUUUUCAAAAAAUGGUAAGCUGGUUAAGGGGCUAAACUCUUCAUUUAUUGUUCUGGUUCCAAAGAAAUCUAAUCCUGUAGAAUUAAAAGACUAUAGACCUAUCAGCUUGAUUAGUAGCCUCUACAAAAUUAUAUCAGAGGUCUUGGCAAAUAGGAUUAAGAAAGUUUUGCCCAAGGUGAUAAGCGAAAGUUUUGCCCAAGUAGAGGAGAUAAGGAGGAAAAAGGCUAGCAGUUUCAUGUUUAAAGCAGAUUUCAAGAAGGCAUAUGACUGUGAGAAUUGGGGAUUUUUAGAUGAAAUGAUGAUGAGGCUUGGCUUUGGUGAAAAAUGGAGAAUGUGGAUAAAGGAGUGUUUGAAAACGGCUUCAAUCUCAAUUCUUGUUAAUGGAAGCCCAACAGAUGACUUCAAAAUGGAGAGGGGAAUUAGACAAGGUGACCCAAUUGCUCCGUUUCUCUUCCUAAUUGUCGCUGAAGGAUUGAAUAUUUUGAUAGAAUCAGCCACUAGUAAGGGAUUAUUUCAAGGAAUUGAUGUAGGCCCCCAUGGUCUUAACAUUUCACACCUGCAAUUUGUUGACGACACUGUUAUUAUGGGGAAGGCAAAUACAUCUAAUAUUAAUGUUGUGAAAGGGAUUUUGAGAUGGUUUGAACUGAUUUCGAGUCUAAAGAUCAACUUCAACAAAAGUGUGCUGUAUUCAUUUUAUGUUCCCGAUGAAUGGAGGAGAACAGCAGCUGCUAUGCUGAAUUGCAAAUCAGGAUCUCUCCCUUUCACCUAUCUUGGGAUGCCAGUUGGGGAUGUUAUGUGCAGAAGGAAAGCCUGGGUUCUAGUUAUUGAGAAUUUUAAUAAAAAGCUAACAGUUUGGAAAGCGAAGUGCCUAUCGAUCAGUGGUCGAGUUACAUUGCUAAGGGAAAAUUUAAUCCGUCCGUUAUCCUUUUUCAUUGAGGCAUUCCGUCUAGCCGGAGCAACAGCUAUGGCAAUCAAUGGAUUCAAUGCCGUGUUCAGUUUGACGGUUAUGGUGCUGCUCAUGACGGCUGCCGCUGCUGCAAACGAAUACACUAACCACACCGUUGGCGAUGAUACCGGCUGGUUCUUCGAUCCCGUCACCGACACCUCUGUUAGUAAAUUACACUUCUUGGGCCGCAAAUCAAACCUUCAAUCUCGGAAACUAUCUCAGUAAGGCUCACACCUUUUCCUAUUUCAUAUACCCUCUUGUUGAAAAUGUUCGGUUUUGACAGUGAAUUUUAGAUCAAGUCAUCGUUUGGUCACAAUGGAACAGAGGAAAUUUUUCAGGAAAUAAUGGAAAUCUAAACUUGAAAUCUGAUUUUGUUGAAAUGAAUUAGAGUAAGUUCU